Aphis gossypii (cotton aphid) is the source of this 1115-nucleotide messenger RNA. RefSeq lists its product as uncharacterized. NCBI's taxonomy places the organism in Eukaryota, Metazoa, Arthropoda, Insecta, Hemiptera, Aphididae. The record is from RefSeq and is a predicted model, not a curated record. The transcript is spliced from 3 exons. The coding region runs from base 181 to 945 and encodes 254 amino acids.
AGGACUGUCUGUGCAGGACAAUUCGUGGAAAAACCUCGUGCGCUCUGCUAUACCAUCGCAUUCGUGUAGUCUUUGCGAUCGUCGUUGUCGUCAUAAUUUUCGUCCGUCGUGCCAUAUCCGAUACUCGCCAUCGUCGUAAAAAAUUCGAUCGAUCAACAUUAAGUUACAUUAUCCUCAGCAAUGUCGAAAUUAGUUGCAGUCGUAUUCACGGUGGCGGUGGCAUCCUCAUUGGUAGUGGCUCAACGGCCCGAAGCCCGUAAGAUCGAUUCCGGUCUCGGAGACUUUAAGGUAGUGUUCAAGGUAUUUCAAGACUGUUCAAAGGCGCAGUUUGGACCGUGUCUGAAACACAAGCUAUUGACAGCCCUCGACCGAAUCAGUGAACAACCGGAAAUGGAAUUGUUCGAUGGUGUCCGAUUGGUCAAAGACCCAGCUGUUGCUCUAAAUGACGUUGCCCAUGACAUAUCUUCGGCCAGGUCUGCUGGUGAUGACGAGACGGAUAGUCUGGACACGCUGGUCAUUGACAGAGUGAUGAACUUUUUCAAAAGUCGCAGUCUCCAGUUCAAACUUCUCGACAACGAACCCAGAGAAAUGGCAGAUGGUCGCAAAAAGAGCAACAAGUACAACUCGCUGCUCAUGUACCCGUUUAUGAUGGGUGGCAUGACUAUACCUCUGGCUUUCGGCGUGCUCGCCCUGUUGGCCGGCAAAGCACUGAUCAUCGCCAAACUGGCGCUGGCCCUGUCCGCCAUCGUGGGUUUGAAAAAGCUGUUCAGCGACCAAGGGGGCAGUAGCCACGAGUACAUCACUCACGGAGGCAGCGGUGGACAUUACCGCCGAAGCCUGCCCGGCGAACCGAUUUCCGCGUCAAACAUGGCGUACAGCUCGUACAUGCCCGUCUACGACGAACCCAUCCGGAGCACCACGUCCAACGCGAUCCCUCUGCGAUGAUCGACUUCAUAAUACAACGUCUACGUCACACUAUGUACGGAAGACAAACGAUUAUUAUUUAUUGACAGAUGGUAUAUAACAUUUAUAUUAUUAUUAUGACUAUUAUUAUUAAUAUUAUUGUAUUAUUUAUUUGGAAUCGAAUAAACUCGAUAAACCUUUACAACUUAAAA